This is a messenger RNA of Galleria mellonella (greater wax moth), 3774 nucleotides long. Its product is annotated as membrane alanyl aminopeptidase-like. NCBI's taxonomy places the organism in Eukaryota, Metazoa, Arthropoda, Insecta, Lepidoptera, Pyralidae. Gene Ontology annotation, cellular component: cytoplasm. The transcript is spliced from 16 exons. The record is from RefSeq and is a predicted model, not a curated record. Gene Ontology annotation, biological process: peptide catabolic process; proteolysis. The coding region runs from base 110 to 2944 and encodes 944 amino acids. Gene Ontology annotation, molecular function: zinc ion binding; peptide binding; metalloaminopeptidase activity.
AUAAGUGAUAGAAACAUCAGAACUGAGCCAUUUUGUAAGAUCAAGGAGUCGGAACGUGUUAUAAUAGUGUAUUGCUUGAAUAUUAAUAAUAAUAUACAUAUUCGGCAACAUGUUAAAAUGGCUGGUGCUCAUACCAGCUUUGCUGGCGACUGUUGUCGGUGAUGUGCCACUUGAUUCUAACGAAUUGGUAACCCGAAAUGAUGAGCCACUCGAUUAUCGUCUACCUGAGGAUUUGGAUCCAAUACAUUAUGAUGUAGAAGUGACGCCUUAUUUUGAAGAAGCACCAGCGGAUAAGGAACCAUUUACUUUUGACGGUGUUGUAACAAUCGCUAUAAGGGCAGUAAAAGAUAACCUUAAUAGUUUGAUCAUCCAAGAAAAUGUGAGAGACAUAAUAUCCGUAAGUUUAUCGAUCAACAGUACAGGAGUUCCAGUGCUUUUAAACCAAACGAACCCAUUUGAACGGAUUCGUCAGUUCUUUUUCUUAAGAGUCAAUUUAGCUGACGGUGUAACGUUAGAAAAUGGAGAAGUUUAUUCAUUAAGGAUCGUAUAUAUAGGAAAUAUCAAUGAGACGCCACUUUCAAGAGGUGUUUUCAGAGGCAGUUAUAGAGACAGAAAUGGAAAAUUACAUUGGUACGCUGCGACCCAUCUUCAGCCUGUAAACUCCAGACAGGCGUUUCCCAGUUUUGAUGAGCCUGGAUUUAAGUCUACAUUUAACAUUAUCGUUAAUAGACCAGCACAUUUCGGGGAAACCUACUCAAAUAUGCGACUUAGAGAGAGCUAUCCCGAGGGAGAUCGUGUGAAAGAGAUUUUCCAUACCACCCCAAGAAUGUCAGCCUACUUGAUCACUUUCCACAUCAGUGAAGAAUUCACUGUCAUUGCUGAUAACAAGAAUUAUCAAGAGUCAUACCGUAUCUUGGCUAGACCUGAAGCUCAAGGCCAGGGCGAAUACGCUUUGGAAGUCGGACCACCUAUUACAAAAUGGUUGGAGAAUUACUUCAAUAUUAGUUACUACUCUAUGGAAGAGGGCAUGAAGAACGAUCAGAUCGCAUCUCCCGAUUGGGCAUCUGGAGCUACAGAGAAUUGGGGCUUGGUGACAUAUAGAGAACUUCGUCUGCUGUACGAAGAGGGCGAAACAAAUUCUGUGGAUAAACUGAAUAUAGGGACGAUAACAGCGCAUGAACUCGCUCAUAAAUGGUUCGGCAAUUUGAUCACAUGUAAAUGGUGGGAAAAUGUAUGGAUGAAUGAAGGGUUUGCCAGUUACUUCGAAUAUUUCGCUAUGGAUGGGGUCGACAAGUCUCUGGAACUCGAAGAUCAGUUCAUACUUAUGUAUUUACAAAGUUCUUUGUCAUCUGACGCCUCUGCUAAUACGAGAGCGUUACGUCACACCGUCAACAGCCCAGCCCAGGUCACUGGCCACUUCUCAGGUAUCAGCUACUCCAAAGGAGCAUCUUUCUUGCUCAUGUUGAAGCAUUUCUUAGGAGAAGACACCUUCAAAGCAGCUCUGCAGAGAUUUUUAAUAGACAGGUCUUAUGAGAAUGCAAUCCCAGAAGAUCUGUAUCGUGCCUUUGCAAUAGAGGUUUCAAAUAGCCAACAAGUCACAAAUGUUGAUAUAGAAGCAUUCAUGCAGUAUUGGGUGGACGAACCCGGAUAUCCAGUCCUGAACGUUGAUGUUAAUACAAAUACUGGUCUUAUAAGUCUUAAACAGGAACGAUUCUUCAUCAGUGCUACAGCUGAACCAACAGACCAGGUGUGGCCAUUGCCCUUAACAUUCACCACUAGUAACAACACCAAUUGGAAUGAUCUGACUCCUAGACACUUGAUGACUGAUCAAACUUAUGAGAUCCAAUUGGAACCUGGACUGGAAUGGGUUAUUUUCAACGUGCAACAAAAAGGUAUAUAUAGAGUAAAUUACGAUACACAAAAUUGGGAAAGGCUUGCAACUGUUCUUAAAAGCGACUAUAACAACAUUCAUCAUUUGAACAGAGCUCAGAUAGUUGACGAUGUGUUUGCACUCAUGAGGUCCGAGCGGAUACCAUAUUUACUUGGAUUCCGUGUCAUUGACUUCCUGAAAGAAGAUACCAGUUUCUACUCGUGGUAUCCGGCUAUAUCCGGUUUUAACUGGCUACGUAAUCGGUUUCUACAUUUGCCUGGUACUUUAGCACAAUUUGAUGAUCUUCUUUACCAAUUCCUAGAUGCAGUUGUUCAAGAUCUUGGAUAUGUUGGCCAGCCUGGUGAACGUUUUACCAGAACCCUCAAUAGGUUCCAUAUUUUGUCCUUCGCUUGCAAUAUCGGUUACCCAGGUUGUCUUAGUAACGCCACGGAACAGUAUAACGCAUUUAAGACUGCAAAUGUAAACGUGGACCCUAACCUACGUCGCCACGUGUUCUGCACGGGCUUACGGCAGGGAGAUUAUGACGACUGGAGUAACAUGAGGACUCGAAGGCUGAACUCCAAUAAUCAAGCUGAUGAGGUUGUUAUGCUGCGAGCCUUGGGCUGUACUAAAGACGAAAGGGCCAUUCGAGAGCACUUGGAGAAUAUUCUGACCGAGGAAGUCAAGGCUCAAGAUAGGAGCAAUGCCUUCACUUUCCUUUACAUGGGCAGUCAAGAGAAUGCAAACGUCGUACUUCAGUUUUUCAAAGAGAGAUUUGAUGAUAUCAGAAGAGCGGUUGUCUUACAAUCGUCGUUUGAAGGCGUCAUCAGUAACAUAGCAUCGUAUUUGAAUGAAGAGGGUCUGAAUGAUAUGGAAAACUGGCUUCGUGAAAACCAAUCGAACAUUCCAGAAUACAAUGUUGGUAUAAACGCAAUUGCAUCAGCUAGAAACAGCAUGCAGUGGGGCACCGAUCGAGCUGAGCUGAUCAUUUCAGCAUUGAGAGGAUCAGCGUCAGUCAUGAUGUUAUCCACAACAUUGUUGAUUAUCAGUCUGAUGAUUGUUAUGUUCAGAUAAAAUAAUAUUUCUUAAUGUAAAUAUAUGUAAAUGAGAUUUAAUAUGUUGUUGUUGGUUUAUAUAUUUUGCUUUUUGUUUUUUUUUUGUUUUGUUACUUUUUUUUAAUUAUUUAUUCUUUUAUCUCUUUUACUGUGUAUUAUGUGUAUGUUUAUAUUGUAAUUUGUGAGCUGUAAGUAAUGUAAAUAAAUUAUCUAUCUAUCUAUCUAUACCACUUAUGUUAUUCUACUUGAAUGAAUAAUUUAAAAUAAAGGAACAAUGAUUAAUGUGAUAAAAACAAUAAUAUUAUAUAAUUAAAGGGUACAUAUUGAUUAUUAAGUAAAUAGAACAUGUACAGUUACUGUUUGAUAUGACAUUAACAAUUAAACUUGAGAUAUGAUAAAGUGAAACGUUGCUCAAAUGCAAAUUGUUGUAAUUUUCAAAACAACGUCAUAGCUACAUCUUGCAGAUUUUUGUUUUAUUGAUAAGGAGGUCCAAGGAGCCAGAAAUAAAAUUCCUUCUAUACACAAGCGAUUUAACUUUUAUAUAACUUCAAAACUAAUUCUUAGAAAUAAUUCUUAGGAGCACACACACACUUGUUCAUUUGUCGUCCAUCUUAAUCUUUCUCUCCAACCGUUCCUCUCUUCACUCCACAUUUUUUACACUCCACUCUUUCAAUCCUCGUAUUCCAAUCUAUGCAUACAACAUUCACUUUUAACAUACGUUCCGUUUCAUACCAAUCCCACAGAUAUUUAUUUAUUUAUAAAAAAAAAAAUAGUUGUAAGUCGCAAUAAAUUACUCUUAAAACAAUAAAAACGUUGUAUUAAAUUCGAUAGAAAAUAAACUGUGACAGU